Messenger RNA from Diabrotica balteata, 3410 nucleotides. The record is from the annotation of a GenBank genome assembly. Lineage: Eukaryota; Metazoa; Arthropoda; Insecta; Coleoptera; Chrysomelidae.
GUAUCACCUGAGAUUUAUUUUGGAUUACAGCUGUAGCAAAAAAAUGAAAAUUCAAAAUUAAAAUAUGAAUAACUGAAACUUUCAAUAUUAUCUGUGAUUAGAACAAUCCAAAUUGAAUUAACUUAUUUUUAAUUUAAGUGGUAUGUCUUCUGGUAAAAACAAUGUUAGUCUUUUGCUACAAAGUCCCACACAAAAUACACCAUUGCUUCCAGAAUCUUCUUCUUCCACAGUUUAUUUUAGCAAUAAAGAAAAAACGAAAGAAACACCUCUGGUUAUAACCUACGGAAAUGGCAUUAAUGAUUCAUCAAAAGCAGUACUUGAUGGAUAUUCUCAAAACAGUGUUAAACCUCAAAAUUGCAAACCUUUUAUAUAUGAAAACAAAAUUUAUCAAUGUGAUACUGAUUCAGAAUCUCAAAGUGAUUUUGAUGCUAUGUCUAUAGUUAGCAGAUACCAUAGUGGCGAAAACUUGGAAGAUGAAAUGAACACUGAAAGGGAUUUUAUGGAGAAACCAGCUACCAUUCAGGAUAUAUUAGGAGAAACCCCAAUUAGCAAUAAUAUUUCCCAAAACAACCAAAAAGAAGCACACGAAUGUCCGUGUUGUAAAAAUUCUAGUCGACUUUGUAAUGCUGUGAAAUGUGCUACACCAAAGAUAUUUUUUGAUGAUGGAGUUAGAUCGGUAGAUUUCGUUUUAGUAUGGGAUUCCUCGGACCAUCACGCUACUAUGGAAGAGUCAUAUGAUAAAAGGCAGACGUUUGAGAGAAAUUUACGAAAAGAGGGAUUGGAGCUCGAGCAUGCGCAUCCAGAACAAAAUGGUUUAAACUUUGUAAAGAUCCAUGUACAAAAAGAAGUACUACGCCGAUAUAGUGAAAUUUUAAAACUAAGAAUGCCAAUGAAAGAAAUUCCCGCACUUCGACAAAUUUCAAGGCAAACGAAUUUUCUUAUAGAAGGAAUCACCGACCAGUGGGAUAAGCUAAAAACCUGGGUAUUUGUAGAUGAAAGUACAUUUCCCAAUAAAGCACAUCGAUUCACUGCCAUUUACAGCAGAGAUAAAGAAUACUUAUUUGAUGUGAAUUCGCCCUAUUUCUUUACUCCAGCGAUACGUUCGAGAAUUGUUCAGUUUAUAUUAGAUAGAAAGAGAUAUAGUGAUAAUAACAAUGAUUUUGACUUUGGUCUGGAAAGACUGUUAAACGAUAGAGUUUAUUCAGCGGGAUAUCCGUUACAUGAUGGUGACUUGAAACAUUCUGAUUCGGCAAGAAGUUUGUUAUACACAGAAUGGGCAGCUUUAAGAAGAUGGUACAGAUACCAACCAUUGGAUUACGUAAAAGAGUAUUUUGGUGUCAAAAUAGGGUUUUACUUUGCUUGGUUGGGAUUUUAUACACACAUGUUAAUUCCUGCCGCCAUUGUUGGUUUACUCUGUUUUUUAUACUCCUGCGCAACAUUGUAUAAUAACAUACCAACUGAAGAUAUUUGUCACGAAAAAAUUAAAGAAAAAAUGUGUCCUCAAUGUGAUGUAUGGUGUGAUUAUUGGAAUAUAUCCGAAUCGUGUGUCCAUUCAAGAAUUACAUAUCUAUUUGACAAUCCGACAACUGUAUUUUUUGCAAUAUUUAUGUCAGUUUGGGCGACUUUAUUUUUGGAAAUGUGGAAAAGAUAUUCGGCAGAAAUAACCCAUAGAUGGGACGUCUCUGGUUUUGAUAUACAGGAAGAACAUCCACGACCUCAGUAUUUAGCGCGCUUAGCUCAUGUUAAACAAAAGGAAGUUAAUGUCGUUACAAAUACAAUGGAACCGCGUGUACCGUUUUGGAAAUUAAGGGUCCCCAUGACGAUAUUGAGCUUCUCUGUCGUUCUACUUUUAAUUACACUGGCGUUAGCAACUGUUGUGGCUGUGGUUAUGUACCGAAUGUCCGUUUUGGUAUCGUUAAAAGCAUUUAAUCCAUCGUCAACGGUAGUUGUGGACAACAGCUCAGCUAUGUUAUUUACGACAUGCACGGCAGCAUGUAUCAAUUUAGUUUUUAUUUUUAUUUUUAAUUAUAUAUAUUCCUACAUUGCGGAGUACUUAACAGAGUUUGAAUUACUCAGAACACAGACUGAAUUCGAUGAUUCUAUAACGCUUAAAAUAUAUUUACUCCAAUUUGUUAAUUAUUACGCUUCCAUUUUUUACAUCGCCUUUUUUAAAGGUAAAUUUGUUGGGUACCCGAAGGAAUACAAUACUAUUUAUGGUUACCGACAGGAAGAGUGUGGUACUGGAGGGUGCCUGACUGAACUCUGUAUUCAACUCGCAAUUAUCAUGGUUGGUAAGCAAGCCAUGAAUACCAUUUUAGAAAUGCUCUUCCCCUUAUUCUAUAAAUGGUUAAAUACUCUGAAGGUGAAAACUGGUUUAACAAAGGAACAACAAUCUUGCAAACACUGUAGACCGCAAUGGGUGAAAGAUUACAAGCUAGUUACGUGGGGGCCAAGAGGUCUAUUUCCUGAAUACUUAGAAAUGGUGCUUCAGUAUGGAUUUGUAACCAUAUUUGUGGCAGCAUUUCCAUUAGCACCGUUUUUUGCUCUAUUGAAUAAUGUUCUCGAGAUGAGACUAGAUGCUAAAAAACUAUUGACGUUUUAUAGAAGGCCUGUAUCACAAAGAGUACGUGAUAUUGGAGUCUGGUAUAGAAUAUUGGAUUCAAUAGGAAAGUUAUCGGUAAUAACGAACGGAUUCAUUAUUGCGUUUACAUCCGAUUUCAUUCCUAGACUGGUAUAUUUGGGUACUCAUGAUAGUUUGGAAAACUAUCUGAAUAGUACACUUGCAUAUUUUAAUACGAGCGAUUUCAACGAAAGCUCAAGGCCUAAAAACUGGGAGACAGAAUCAGUUUGUCGAUAUUUAGAUUACAGAGAGGCGCCAGGAACACCAAACGAGUACAAUCGAACAACUUUAUUUUACCAAAUAUUAGCAGCUAGAUUAUUUUUUGUCCUUAUUUUCGAAAAUUUGGUUGUGAUCGUUCUUAUCAUCGUUAAAUGGUUAAUACCAGAUAUACCAGCUGAUCUCAAGGAUAGAAUAAGACGAGAAGCAUACAUCACAAAUGAGAUAAUAAUCAAACAGGAGACCAGAAGGGCUCAAUGUGGCAUUGUUUGUCAAUCAAUAGAAGCUCUAAAAAUAGAUACUUACAGCAGAGAUUAUCUGGAAAGUAAUAAACAAAAAUCUCUUACCCCCUAGUCAUUUUUUUUAUGACUAAAAAUAUAUGAUAAUCGCUAGGAUCUAAAUCUUAUGGAUACGGCAAAUGAAGACUAAUAUAAUAAAUUCAUAAAUGUUGGUCCUUUCUAACGCAGGCUAAUGGACAAGAACGUUAUCUUGAGGACAAGCGUUUCCGUUUUUACUAAAUUAGUUUUUUUUUAUUUUAUCGUCUAAAUUAUUCCAAUAAAAUGAUUAAUACUCU